GGGCGGAUACUUAAGGCGCGGCCACCGCGGCUGCGGCAGUGCGCCCAACAGCGGACUCCGAGAGGCGAACGGACCUCGGAACCGGCAGCACUCGCUCUCAACCACCCACCCACCACUCUCGGAACCAUGGCAGCAGUGGCAGCAGCCUCGGCUGAACUGCUCAUCAUCGGCUGGUACAUUUUCCGCGUGCUGCUGCAGGUGUUCCUGGAAUGCUGCAUUUACUGGGUAGGAUUCGCUUUUCGAAAUCCUCCAGGGACACAGCCCAUUGCGAGAAGUGUUCAGGUACUCCCUGCAGAAGCUGGCGUACACCGUGUCGAGAACCGGACGGCAGGUGCUGGGAGAGCGCCGCCAGCGGGCCCCCAACUGAGGCUCCAGCCCCCUCCCCUGGGCGGCCCUGUCACCAGGUGCUCCUGUGCAGUUCCACCAGCAUGGGAGCCAGUGCCGCGCAGGAAUGGGGCGUCCCCUGUGCCCUCUCGCCAGAGGAGCACUUGCCAAGGUCAGUGAGGGGCCGGUAGGCUCCCGGAGAAGCAGCACCGACAAUGACGACAACACCAGAUCCCUUCCCCACCCCUUUGCACCCAUCCUACUGCGGGUGGCGGUAGAGGGAGGAGGGGGGAAUGGGGGGAGCAGACCCCUGAGAUCUGGGCACAGGCAACGCAUUCAGAUCUGGACCAAAUCGGGACAGCACCAUCCCAGCCCCACAGCCACGGCCAUGCCAGCAGGCCGCACCACAGAGAUCCAGACAACCACACCAGCCAGCAGAAUGGACAUUCCAACUUCACCAGCCGAAGCCCUGAAUCUCCGUGCAGCAGACAAGUGACAACUGCGUGCCUGUGUGGCGGGGCUGGAGGGCAGAGGGUGAGGGAGGAGGGUUAAGAAACAGAGCGGGGCCCUCUCACUGUCCCUUGCCUACAGCAUGUGCAUUCCAGCCUUGCUGCCUUUGCUCCCUCAGUUCCUCUUUCGCCCCACUCCCACCCAAAAGAAAUGUGUCACUCAAUUUGGACCUACUGAACAAGAAAACGAAUCCCAUCUUUACCAAAACACCUUCUCCAAGCCCCCAACCCCUCACUGAUCUUGCAUCCCCCAGGUCUCACGCAAUUGUGGUCAAUAUUGUGGUAAUUGCUAAUUGUAAUGAUUGUAUAAGUGUGCAUUAGUUGUGUCUCCCCGGCUAGAUUGUAAGCUCCUGGAGGACAGGGACCGCCUCUACAAAAAAAUUAAAAAAAGUACCUCCCCUGUCUCGCACAGUGUCCCAGGACCCUGCGGGGCGGUGGAGGCGCACCAAAAAGUUUUGUCUCCUGUGACUUCUUUUCCGGCUUCAACACAUACUUCUAAGACUGGGCUGAUGUGCACUGUACUUGGGAGAGGGACGGAGGGGAAGCAACAAAAUGGGAAUAAACCUUCAC
Messenger RNA from Aethalodelphis obliquidens (Pacific white-sided dolphin), 1403 nucleotides. RefSeq names its product neuronatin (gene NNAT). Lineage: Eukaryota; Metazoa; Chordata; Mammalia; Artiodactyla; Delphinidae. Gene Ontology annotation, cellular component: cytoplasm. The transcript has 3 exons. Bases 127 to 504 code for a protein of 125 amino acids. The record is from RefSeq and is a predicted model, not a curated record. Gene Ontology annotation, biological process: brain development; positive regulation of insulin secretion.